AUGGCUGAGCCCCUUGAUCAGGUCGAUCCAUCCGACCAUGCUCUCCCCACUCAGCCAGAUGUCUCAGUCAAGGAUGUAGCCACCACCACCUCCUCCCCAGAGGGCGCUAAAUCCUGCAAGAAACACCCCGAUCACCCCGACCAGAAAGAGAGACAGAAACAGCGGCUGAAAGAUAAGCGGAGAAAGCGUUCCAAAAAGAAGUCGGCACAAGAUGAGGAGACUGAGUCCUCCGAUGAUUCCUCCUCUUCUUCCUCUGAUGCUUCGGACUCGUCAGACUCGGCAGAUGCUGACUCUGACUCCGACUCCGACUCUAGCGAAUCCGACGACGUCGAUCGUCGUAAGCGCAAUCGAAUGCGGGCCAAGGCUCGUGCCAAACAAGCUCUGAAGGAUAAGAGGCGAAAGAAGAAGAAGCGCUCACGAGCUCGCAAAGUCGUCUCUUCCGAUUCUGACUCGGAAUCCUCCGUGGACUCCGAGUCUGAGGAGGAUUCCGCCAACGAAUCGGAUGAGUCGCUCGAUGAAAAGGCCUUGCGGAAAUUGGUCACCCGGUUGAAGUUGAAACGCCAGGCCAAGAAGCUUCGAGACCAAACCAACGAUGAUUUGGGCCUGGGUGAUCCCCUGGGUGAUGGUCGCCGCGAGAAACGGUCCAAGAGGAAGAAGCCCGCUUCCAAAGUGGCUUUUAAGCGUGUCGAUCAACUCUGGGAUACCACCAUCCACAAGUACAAACUCACCGAGACCGUUGACGACCCCGAUGCCGACGAGUGGGACCAAUACAUCUUCACCGUUCGCCGCAAGUUCAACUGGGAAAACAAAUACCUCGAGACCGUCGUCGACAUCAAGAGUAAAUACCUACGUGAUGCGCUCGCCAAGGUCAUGGACGGCGUCAAGGGUGUUAGUCUGGUCCAGGAGACCGCGGUCGUCGACCCCAAUAUGCUCUUCCUCUACCUCGAAGAGACUCGUCAAUGCAUGAAGGAUCUCCGCAAACAAUCUCGUCGGGAAAAGAAGAGAAAGGCUCGCAAAACUGCUGCCAACAAGGCCGCUCACUUGAAGGUCCUGAUCAAGUACCUUGACGCCGACUAUGCCGACAUCAAAAAGACCCUCUAUCCACUGCUCGAAGCCAACACCAUCACCUUUGACCUGCUCUGGGCACUCUACAAGCCCAACACAAUCGCCUACUGCCCAACCUACGGCAAUUCCGAUGAGCCUCGGGCCUUCAAAAUGGAGUACGCCAUCAAGGAAUCUUCCUUCAUGAAGGGCCAGUGGUACAGUGUUGAAGGCCGUUAUCUCGAAUACGACGGCAAGGACUUUGGCUUUGGCACCAUGUCGGCCGAAGUCGAAUCCUUCAAAGGCGCCCGCAAGAUUACCAGUCUCGCCUGCUAUCCCUUGCAAUAUCACCGAGACUCCGAAGCCCUACGCGGCCGACUCAUCGAGCGAGGGAAGCGAUUCGUCGCUCUCCGCGGCAUGAACUACCGUUUCCACAAGGGUAUGGCAUUUUACAAGAAGAAGCGAUCAUUUGUGAUUAAAGUCAACAUCAACGGUCGCGUGAUGAUCGACCCAGCCAUUCACCGUCGAAUCAACCCGAACUACCCCAUCAGCACCGUCCGCCCCAAAGACCCCGAUCUCCUUGACCCGUCCGAAGCAGGCAUUAGCGAUGUCGACGAAGACGGCAGCGAUGGCGGUUGCUGCUGUGGAGGCUCGGACUCAGACUCGGACAAUGGUGGCUGCUCAGACACUCCGCGAACAGUAUACAAAGUGAUCGAGGGAGACGACGGCAACCCACGCGUAGUCGAAGUCGAAGUCGACGAGAACGGGCAAGAAAUCACCAAAGAGAAGAUGGACCGAAUCGAAGGCGACGCCACCUCCCCAUCCCAAGAACGGGAAUUCACCGAAGAAGAGCUCCUCAUCGCCAGCCCCGUCGUCCUAGGCUUCGCCUUCAGCGAAAAGCUCUGGCUAGAAUUCACCAUCUCAGGAAUCAGCGACAUCGAAUGGAACGCAGACGCCUUCGACUCCCUCGUCCUACCAAACAACCAAAAGUCCAUCGUGAAAGCCCUCGUCGAAUCCCACACCUUCCACGCAGCAGAGAACAUCGACGACGUAAUCCAAGGCAAAGGAAAAGGCCUCGUCGCCGUCCUCCACGGACCCCCAGGAACCGGCAAAACCCUCACAGCUGAAGGAAUCGCCGAACUCCUCCGCCGACCCUUAUACAUGGUCAGCGCCGGCGAACUAGGCACCGACUCACGCACGCUGGAAGCAGAACUGAACAAGAUUCUCGACAUAGCACAUUCCUGGGGUGCAGUCCUCCUCCUCGACGAAGCGGACAUAUUCCUCGAAAAACGCACCAUCCACGACAUCCACCGCAACGCCCUGGUCAGCAUAUUCCUCCGACUGCUGGAAUAUUUCCAGGGUAUCCUUUUCCUCACCACGAACCGGGUGGAAACCUUCGACGACGCAUUCCAGUCUCGCAUCCACGUUGCCCUGCGGUACGGCGAUCUCACCUCCAAAGCAAAACGGAGUAUCUGGAAGAUGUUCCUGGAACGAGUACGUGCGAUUGAGGGCGUAAAGGUAGCAACCUUUACAGAGGAGAAUUACGAUAUGUUAUCCCGGCAUACGUUGAAUGGGCGACAGAUCAAAAAUUCCGUUCGCACCGCGCAGGCACUGGCUGUUAAUGAGAGCUCGCCUCUAUCAAUGGAUCAUAUCAAGCGUGUACUGGAAGUUGCCGAGACUUUCGAUCAGGAUUUACGUGGUGGGACGGGGUAUCUGGAUGCGAUGCGUAGUUAUACCUAA
Messenger RNA from Penicillium manginii, 2781 nucleotides. RefSeq names its product ATP-binding protein. The transcript has 3 exons. The coding region runs from base 1 to 2781 and encodes 926 amino acids. Lineage: Eukaryota; Fungi; Ascomycota; Eurotiomycetes; Eurotiales; Aspergillaceae. The record is from RefSeq and is a predicted model, not a curated record. Gene Ontology annotation, molecular function: ATP binding; ATP hydrolysis activity.